CGUGCACUUUGGAUCGGCUGGCGGUUCCUGUUUAACAAACACCAUUACUCUGCGGACCAUGUCGACUUACUUUGAGACUGUCAAGAAGUCGUACGCCGAUGUGCCCAUCACCGAGGAGGGCAUCGACACGUCGCAGUUCCUCGAGGCGACCGAGGGUGUUGUCAAGCUCUUUGACCUGCUCGGCAACUCGGCCUUUGCCCUCGUACAGACAGACAUGAACGGCAAUGUCAAGAAAAUCAGAGACCGCUUCCUCGCCUCGCCGGUGCAUUCAAACACGCUCGAGAAGCUCGUCGCCAGCGAGGGCAAGCCGGGCGAGAAGGGCCGGACGGCCUCCGAGGGGCUCAUGUGGCUCGUCAGGGGUCUCGACUUCACAGCGCAGGCGCUCAGGAGGUCGACCAAGGACAAGAAUGAAGAGCUUAGCACGAGCUUCUCCAAGGCCUACGAAGGUAGUCUUCGGCAGUACCACAACUUCGUCGUCAAGGGUGCCUUUUCGCUGGCCAUGAAGGCAUGCCCCUAUCGAGCCGAUUUCUACAAGAAGCUCGGCUCCCCUCCGGAAAAGGUCGAAGAAGAGCUUCACCGAUGGCUUGACGCCCUCGAGAAGAUCGUGGCCAGGUUGCAAGACUUUUAUGUCAAGGGCAACUACGCGAAGGGCUUCUGAAUGGACUCUCCGCAAUCGUAUACUUCGUCAUCGUCUGCUGCUGCUCAUCUGUCAUGGGAUGCAUAGCCAAGAAGUGUUUUGGUUGAUGUCUGAGACUAAUGUGACAUUGCCCAGUGCGAAGGGGCGUGAUGGAAUGGAAAGGAUGCAAUUAGACGACGGUACCGGCGUUGGA
This is a messenger RNA of Acaromyces ingoldii, 830 nucleotides long. RefSeq names its product glycolipid transfer protein. The coding region runs from base 59 to 658 and encodes 199 amino acids. Gene Ontology annotation, molecular function: ceramide 1-phosphate binding; ceramide 1-phosphate transfer activity. Gene Ontology annotation, cellular component: cytoplasm; cytosol; membrane. NCBI's taxonomy places the organism in Eukaryota, Fungi, Basidiomycota, Exobasidiomycetes, Exobasidiales, Cryptobasidiaceae. The record is from RefSeq and is a predicted model, not a curated record. The transcript has 6 exons. Gene Ontology annotation, biological process: intermembrane lipid transfer; ceramide transport.